This is a messenger RNA of Hippopotamus amphibius kiboko, 3790 nucleotides long. RefSeq names its product Scm polycomb group protein like 1 (gene SCML1). The record is from RefSeq and is a predicted model, not a curated record. Lineage: Eukaryota; Metazoa; Chordata; Mammalia; Artiodactyla; Hippopotamidae. The transcript is spliced from 7 exons. Gene Ontology annotation, molecular function: protein binding. The coding region runs from base 1022 to 2218 and encodes 398 amino acids.
AAUCAGAAAAAAUAAACAUCGUCUAAAAAAGUAAAAUUUGGUUGAAGUUACGGCUCAAAUUGGAGGUAUUUAAUAACUUCAAUUUAUUCCACAUUACUAGACUGCAUUUAUUUAACUUGAGAGUUACUUUUCCCUACAUUCUGCCUCUCAUUCCUGCCCUGGCUCAGGAUGGACAAAGGGAAUUAGCUCUGUCAUUAACGUCCCUCCCAGCACUGUGAUGCCAGGGUUCAAAUCUACUACAAGACAUGAUCUGAUAGCAUUGCACUCAGUGUCUUUUUCUGGUUGCAGAGAUGAAUGACUCAGGACCAUAACCGAGCCUACAUAAUUCUAGAAGCGUUUUUGGCUUAUUUUUCACAUACAGUUCUUUAGGUUUAAUAUAAAAUUUAACUACAGAAUCAGUCAUAAUCUUAGCGCUGAAAUGACCUUAGACGUAAUCUCACCUUUUCACCUGGCAGGGGAGGUGGUAAUGUCUUUAGUGGUCUGCCCAGGCCACACCGUGGUGGGCACCCAAGCGGGAUAGACUCCAGACUCACAUUUGGAGGCCCGCAGCCUCCCUGAGGAAAAAGCCUCUGAGCUCCUUGACAAAAGCAAUUAGGACUUUUGCUCUGUUGUUCGUUUGUCUCCAGCACUUACUCUGUAGCCUUUAGGUUGCGAGGCAUCCGCCUCACUCUGUAGCCUUUAGGGUGUGUUUGAUCUGGAUUCUUAUUCCUACCCGUGGGCAAUAAAGCCUUUCAAUUUGUAAAGGUUUAUUCUACACUAAUGGAAGAAUUCUCAUUUUGUUGCUAUCUAAAUUCAGCCAGGACUCCAAUUCAACUUGAGUUGGCAUUCUGAGAACAUAUCCAUGUUAAGUGUAUUAAGGCACCAAGUGUGUUAAGUAACUUUUUUAUGCGUUGCUUUUCAGGAGUAAGAGGUUUACCAAUCCUAGAUCACCAAGCAGUUUCACAAAUAAACCCUCCAGCAAGUUUAAAAAUAAUUAGGCCCAACUCAGAGGAAGUGGAGUUGCUCCGGUUGCACAAUAAAGAUGUCUAGUGGCUCCAGUGAAGUCGAUGUGAUAAGAACACGAAUCCAUGCUUAUGAUGAUGAUAACACUGUUCUUUAUGCAUAUGAACCAAAUACUGCAUAUUUCAAUAAUGAAAGUGUUAUGUCUGACACAUCCUACAAUGAAGAGCAACAAAAGACAAUUCUGGAUGUCCUUAAUUACUGCCAGGUCAUCUCUGAUGCUAUUCAAAACCUGGAUAAGAAGUUUGAUGUUAUGCAUGGAAAGGUUUCAAAAAUCCACCGUUUUCGUAUGAAGUCAUUGUGGCAAAAUCGUAAGCCACCUGGAUAUGCAUAUAAAAAUUAUAGUUACCUGCUUUCUAGAAAGCUCAAAGCCCAGAAAAUGAGGAAAAGGGAGCUUCAGUCUACAUUCUCUUACCCUGAAAGUUAUAGCCCGACUAUACCAGUACAAAGGCCGCAGAAUGAUUCCCAGGGCAACCUUGUAGGAACACCUUUUCAGCCUGAUGAGUCCCUGCAGCAGGAGCAGAAGCCCUUGAAGCAGGAGCCCUUGGAGCAGGAGCCCCUGGAGCAGGAGCCCCUGAAGCAGGAGCCCCUGGAGCAGGAGCCCCUGGAGCAGGAGCCCCUGAAGCAGGAGUCCCUGAAGCAGGAGCCACUGGAGCAGGAGCCACUGGAGCAGGAGCCACUGGAGCAGGAGCCACUGGAGCAGGAGCCAGCCUUCACCCAGAGCUCGACUUCCCCCCCAUUCUCCCCAUAUUCCUACCAGCCUUGCUACACGCCCGAGGACCGCAUGCAGGGCACCUCCCCCAUGGCUUACUACAGCAGCCCAAGGGCCCGCAGAGGCACUGGUCUCUUCUCACCCACCCGGCCCGUUGUAACCACAUCUGCAACCACGCUGUCCCAGGGUGAAUCCAGUCCAGCACAUAGCUCUGACAUGAUGACCAACCUCCCUAUAAGUCCACCAGUUGGAACUGACCCGGAUGCCCUCAGACCAAACUUCCCUGAAGACCCUUCAACCUGGACUGUGGAUGAAGUAGUCCUGUUUCUGAGAUACGUAGAUCCUCAUACAGUCGUUCCCCUGAUGAACCUCUUCAGGCAACACGCCAUUGAUGGGAAAGCUCUGCUACUGCUCAAGAGUGACAUGAUGAUGAAGUACAUGGGGCUCAAGCUGGGGACAGCCGUGAAGCUGUGCCACUACAUUGAAAGGCUUAAAGACGACAAAUAGACGUUUGAACAACUGUGUGUAGAUUAGAUUGGGCUUAAUUCUGGGGAGACCAAUGCCAUCAUUUUUCUGCCCUAAGAAGUUCUUGUUGUGUAGAAUGUUCCUCUAAAAUACGGUGUAUCCAAAAUUGCAGAACCCUGGAGCAGUCCAAUCUACUUUAGUAGCCAUUUUAAUGCGUUAGUGCUAGCAUAGUCAAACUGGUGGUUUGUUCGUUAUCUUUUCAUUAUUUUCAUUGUGUAGUUUACAGAUACACUUCAUGCAGGAAACAGAGAAACACCUUUGAUUUUGGUUAAUGUUUAUAUGUAAAACCAAAACAGCCAAAUCCCAAAGGGGAAAGUAAUCAGGGAGGGACUGACAGGCUCUCUGAUGAAAGCCAUGAGAUGUUUUCCUUAGAAGAGAAUUUAAAGAUGCAACUAUAGAUAUCGUCUCUUUCUCAAUAUUUUAUGUUUGUUACUGCAACAUUCUGUUCAUGUUCUACCAUUUUCCCGAAAGGGACUAGCCACAUAAAUUAUUUUCCUUUCUGUUAUUAUUUCACUGUAUGUUUUAUCUCUUCCUAUUUAAAGGGGAAAAAAGCAGCCUUUUAAGAUUUUGUGAAGUGUCCUUACCAGUUCUUUUUAAAUUAUAAGGUAGAUAGUCAUUAUAUGCAACAGGUAUUACACUACAAGGGUGGUUUGGAUGGAGUCCGACUAUAUUCUUUUCAAUUAAAUACAUGUUAUUUUAAAACUUCCACAUGUUGUCCAAGCUUGGACAUUUAACUAGGCACUCAUUGCUCACAUCGCUCCAUGAAGAUGCCUAUGUCUGAGUUUUUUAAAGAUGUAUUUUAUUAUCUGUUUAUUCCUCAUAUGGAUGCUGUUUCAUAUUUAUAUUUUAUUCUGUGUCUGAAGUAUACACACAAGUAAAUCUUUCCUUUUUUAAUUUAAAAUGGCACUUUACACUUCCACAGAGGUAAAGAUCAACUCUAUAUAUAGUGAGUUUUUUCAAUUCUGUAAAACAUAUGUACAUCGUUUGCCGUCACUGGUACCUCUCAGCUCACACUUCCAGGGUUUCCAUACAGGGAAAUUCUGUCUUGUGCGAUGUUUCUAGUUAAUUUCCUUUCUGAGCCAUUUAUCCUACUAAACUCGAAUUCAUUCUGAUCUGUCAUCUUAAACUUUAUCUUAAAAAUUAGAACUUUCAAGUGGAACAUGUUCAUUGUUUUAUUUAUUACGUUGUUAUAUUGUAUAAUAUUUAGUGUAAUGUUUAUAAGCUAUGAGAAAUGGUGCUAAUUGUAUUAGUCAUUUGUUAUAAAUGCCAAUAAGAUGUUUACCGGGGUUAAGAAUAUACAUUUCCUUUUUAGAAAACCAAGUAUAUUUUAUAAGCAAAUGUAACUAUUUACUGGGCAUAUAUGAUUUAAAGAGCUUUUUCACCUGUUAUUUCUUUUGUGUUAUAAGACAAGAUUCUAAUUUAAACUUGGUCUUCUUACAAAUUGUUUGCGUGAAGAUUCUGUGCCCACUUGAACAGUCCUCAGGUGUUUGUAUAAAUACUAUGUUUUACAGUUUUUAGAUUUUAAAAUAUAAUAAAGUUCAGUAACCACAACCA